Messenger RNA from Vairimorpha ceranae, 324 nucleotides. RefSeq lists its product as hypothetical. Bases 1 to 324 code for a protein of 107 amino acids. The transcript has a single exon. Lineage: Eukaryota; Fungi; Microsporidia; Nosematidae. The record is from RefSeq and is a predicted model, not a curated record.
AUGGCUGAUACUGAACAACAAACUGGUAAUAAUGAAGAGACGCAGAUAGGUGGAUUUGGAUUGAAAAAAAUAUUUCUUUUUAUAGGGUUAGUGGUUUUAGUAGCUCUUGUUACAGUUGUAUCUCUUAUGUUUUUUUUCAGCGAUGAAGGUAAUGGCACUAAGCCUGAGGCACUUGCGAAAGGAGAUGAUGAAGGAGAUUCACAAGCAAGUUUGAAGAGUAAAAAAUCCUCUGGUAGUAAAAGUAGCUCUGCGACAGAUGAAGAAAGCAAAGGAAAGAAGAGUUCUAAAUUUGCAGAAAUAAUCGACCACAGCUUAGUUAAUUAA